Molecule: messenger RNA, 4490 nt
Organism: Hyaena hyaena (striped hyena)
Lineage: Eukaryota; Metazoa; Chordata; Mammalia; Carnivora; Hyaenidae
Gene: USP45
Product: ubiquitin specific peptidase 45
Exons: 17
Coding region: 1526-3967 (813 amino acids)
Biological process (GO): protein deubiquitination
Molecular function (GO): cysteine-type deubiquitinase activity; zinc ion binding
Source: RefSeq, a predicted model, not a curated record
GGUACUCAGAGGCCUUGUAUAUCUCUGACCCUGAAGGCCAUAAUUUGUUGCAACUCAUUUCAAGAGUGAUGACCCCUGGAGUUAAAGAAAUGGCUCUUAAAAUGGUAAACCCGAAAGCUCCCUUUUGUGGAAUAUGGUAGAACUGAAUCAAGAUGCAGAAUUUAUUACUGAGUUGAAAGAUUCUUCUCUCUUGAUCAAUAAAAGCAAACAAACAGCCAUGAAAAUUACAAAGUACCUUAGCCAAGAAACAGAUGAUAUUAGGUAGCAUUUAGACUAAGCUACUUUAACAGACUCCAAGUACAGUGGUUUUAAAAAAUGCUUAAUUUGUAUCUAAAAGUUUUAGAAUUGACUUUGGGGUUUUAAGCAUUGUAAGGGACAGGUAAGUAACACCAUGAAGAAAGAGACAAAUUAAGUGUGUACAUUAUACAGUGUUGCUAUUGAAAGUAUGGACCCCCAACAAUUCCUUCCCACUGAGAGCUUAUGAGGCAAAACCUCAGGUCCUGUGCCAGACUUGCUGAACCAAAAUCCACGUUUUAACAAGAUCUUUGAGGUGGCUCAUAUGCAGUGUCCUGAUCUCUUAAAAGUGCUAGCAUCUUAGGAGCGUAUAAGAUGGAAAGACCAGUUGUAGAUGAAAAGAUCCUAACAAGUAACAGGACAUAACCAAUACAAAGUGCAAACCUUGAUUGAAUCUUGAUUAAAAAAUAAAAAUAAAAAAACAACCAGUAUGGAAGAUACUUCUGGGUCAGCUGAAGAGGUUAGAAUAUGGUGGAAUACCAGAAAAGGGAAUUCCUGUUGAUUUUCUUAGAUAUGAGGAUGAUGUGAUUAUACAGAAAAAUGUUUUUAAAAAGAUACAUACUCUUUGCAACUUCCUUUAAAAUAGUUGAGCAAAAACAAACACCCACACACGUGUAUAUAUGUCUCUCUCUAUACACGCUGAUGUUUAGAUAAAAGAAAUAUGUGGAAUCUAGGUGGUAAAUAUAUGGGUGCCUAUUAUAUUGUUCUUUUAACUUUUGUGGAAGUGUAAGUUUUUUCAUAAUAAAAAAAUGGAGGAAAACACACACACAAAAAUGCAGUAGCUUCAAACAAGUUAUUUUUCCCCCAGUAGUUCAGUGCUGGGUCAUAUAGUGCAGGCAGGGCUGGCACACGGCUUUCAUCCCUGGUCUGUUGUGGCUUUUCCCGCUCCUGUUUCCUAGCUAGUGGUAUGGAAAAAUGGCGAGGGGAGCAUAUGGUCUAGAAGCAGCACUUAUUUCCUUGAUCAAAACUUCAGUUUUUUUCAUUCACCUGGACAUCCUAUAGCUAGGGAGUAGGUGGUAAAAGUCAAAUGUGAUGUGCAUUUGUAUAUUUUGGUUUAAGAAAGAUUUCUUUGGUUUCACCUGGUGUUUUCUUCUCUGUUGAUUUCUGAGGCCCAACUAAAAUUGAAAUCAUUUUAAUUUUAAUAUACAUAAAGUACAGUAGCUAAAAUUUUCAUUUUGAGGAUUAAAGUAUAUUCAUCCCCUCCCCACUAAAUCUCUUCAGUAAAUAACAGAUGCGGGUGCAAGAGCCUUCCAAAGCUUUACCCGAGAAAGCCAAAAGAAGUAAAAGGCCUACUUUACCUCGCGAUGAAGACUCUUCAGACGACAUUGCUGUAGGAUUCACUUGCCAACAUGUAAGUCUUGCCAUCAGUGUGAAUCAUGUGAAGAAAGCAAUCGCUGAGAAUGUGUGGUCAGUUUGCUCCGAAUGUUUAAGGGAAAGAAGAUUCUCUGAUGGACAGCCAGUACUUUCCUCUGACGUCUGGUUGUGCCUCAAGUGUGGUUUUCAGGGAUGCGGUAGAAACUCAGAAAGCCAUCAUUCAGUGAAGCACUACAAGAGUUGGAGAACAGAAUCUCAUUGUAUUACAAUUAGUCUGAGCACAUGGAUUAUAUGGUGUUACGAAUGUGAUGAAAAAUUAUCAACACAUUGUAAUAAGAAGGUUUUGGCUCAGACAGUUGAUUUUCUCCAGAAACAUGUCUCUAAAACACAAACAAGUGCAUUUUCUAGAAUCUUAAAACUUUGUGAAGAAAAAUAUGAAGCAGGUGAAAAAAAGAAAGGAAGAAAAGGCAGCAGUGUAACACCAGUGAAAGGAAUCACAAAUUUAGGAAACACUUGCUUUUUCAAUGCAGUCAUGCAGAAUUUGGCACAAUCUUAUAUUCUCUCAGAACUGAUGAAUGAGAGCAAAGAAAGUAGUGCAAAACUCAAGAUUUUUCCUUCUUCAGACUCUCACCUGGACCCAUUAAUGGUGGAACUUUCAAGCCCUGGACCAUUGACCUCAGCCCUGUUCCUGUUUCUUCAUAGCAUGAAGGAGACUGGAAAAGGACCACUUUCUCCUAAAGUUCUUUUUAAUCAGCUUUGUCAGAAGGCCCCUCGAUUUAAAGGUUUCCAGCAACAAGACAGUCAGGAGCUUCUGCACUCUCUGUUGGACGCAGUGAGGAUGGAAGAAACAAAGAGAAUACAAGCUGGCAUCCUAAAAGCAUUUAACAACCCAACUACUAAAACUGCUGAUGAUGAUACUAGAAAAAAAGUCAAAGCAUAUGGAAGAGAAGGUGUGAAAAUGAACUUCAUAGAUCGGAUCUUUAUUGGUGAAUUAACUAGCACAGUCAUGUGUGAAGAAUGUGCAAAUAUCUCCACAGUGAAAGAUCCUUUUAUUGAUAUUUCACUUCCUAUUAUAGAAGAAAGGGUUUCAAAACCUGUACUUUUGGGAAGAAUGAAUAAAUGUAGAAGUUUACAGGCAACAGGUAACAGUCAGUACAGUGACACUGUUACUAUAGAAAAUACUCAUCAACCCAGAGCCACCAAGAACCAGUCUUCAUCUAAAGAUAAGAAUCAACUAGUACAUGGCCGAAAAUAUGUAAGAAAAGUUUCAUCUGGUGAAGAUAGAGCUGCUAUCAUUUGCCGGAAAAAUGAACACCCUGAGAUGAGAGGGGAUUCCUCAGUGUGUGCAGGCGUGGUAAAUACCGAGGCAGCUUUGAACGAAAGCCCAACUGAUGGCAGUGAAAAAGAAGCCAGUCGUUCUGAAAGUAGUGCUGAUGCUGACAGUGAGGCUUCAGAAUCGGAAAGUGCUUCACAGCAGGCUCUCCUGUUGAGGUCUAGAAGUGGAUGCUGUGCGCAAGAAAAUGGACCCCCUCCUCAACUGCUGCCCACCAAGGAGACUGAUAGUGGUGAUGAGGGAGUGGCUAAAGCUAUUUCUGAACUGUAUUUGAGCAGCACUGUAACUGGAGACAGGGAUUUUAACAGAGAAAAUAAGCCACCAAAUGUUCCAGAUAAUUUAUGUUCUUCAGAGGAGAAACAUAUGUUGUCUCCUAGUCCCCAAAAUGCUUUUCAGACCCUUUCUCAGAGCUAUAUAACUACUUCUAAAGAAUGCUCAAUUCAGUCCUGUCUCUACCAGUUUACGUCUAUGGAAUUACUAAUGGGGAAUAACAAGCUUCUAUGUGAGAAUUGUACUGAAAAGAAACAGAAGUACCAAAAGGAAACCAGUUCUGCAGAAAAGAAAGCAGAAGGGGUUUAUACUAAUGCCAGGAAGCAAUUUCUCAUUUCUGCUGUUCCACCUAUCCUAAUUCUCCAUCUUAAAAGAUUCCAUCAGGCUGGCUUAAGUCUUCGAAAAGUAAACAGACAUGUCGAUUUUCCACUUAUUCUUGAUUUAGCACCAUUCUGUUCUGCUACUUGUAAGAAUGUAAAUGUGGGAGAUAAGGUUCUCUAUGGUCUGUAUGGCAUAGUGGAACAUAGUGGCUCAAUGAGAGGAGGUCAUUACACAGCUUACGUGAAAGUGAGAGCGCCCUCCAGGAAAUUAUUGGAGCACAUCACUGGAAAGAAAAAUGUACCUGAUUGGAAAGAACCUGGCGGUGAAUCAGCAGACCAUUGGGUCUAUGUUAGUGACACUUACGUGCAAGUGGUUCCAGAAUCCAGAGCACUUGGUGCACAAGCCUACCUUCUUUUUUAUGAAAGAAUAUUAUAAUUAUUUGUUAAUAAUUAAUGGUAAUGAUUAUUUAGAUUGCUUUUGUUUAAAUGUUUCAAUGAUAACAUAAUAUGCAAUGUGCCUUUGUAGUCUUUUCUGUAGAAAUAGCAUGUCCCUCAAAUACCCUUGACAAUUUUUACCAUUUUUGGUGAAUCCUUUUAAAGUAAAUUAAAUUUAUUCAGUGCUUUCAAAUUUACAUUCUUAAAAUAAAUGUGAACACAUGUUUUUUAAAAAGCAUUUGUCCUGGGAAAAAACCCAGGAUUUGCAGUAGUAGAGGAAACCCCCUUAUAGUAUGGCUUAUUAUUAUGAGAAUUCAGAAAUGAUGCUGGCCAAUCAAAUUGUUCCUUAAAACAGUGUUUACCAAAUGUGAGUCACGUACCACUUUCCUGAUUUCAUAUGUAUGUACUGUUUACUGAUUAUUUUUUUUAGCUUUACAUUUUUAAACAUAGCCUUGCUUUGAGCAUAUUCCACAUUUUAUGUGCUAGUUAUAUUUUUUCUAAUAAACAUGAAAAUAAAUAUAUAA